AUGCCUCCAUCAGUCAAAUACCCUCAACGGAAGAACAUUGAUUCGUUGUUCGUAUCUCAAACAAAAGGAAGAAGGAACGAAGAAAUUAGGGUCCGUUUCCAUUAUGGCCAUCCUGAUAUAUUUGACAGGAUAUUCCACAUAACACGGGGCGGCAUAAGCAAAGCUUCAAGAACAAUCAACUUGAGUGAAGAUAAUUUUUCUGGAUUUAAUUCAACUCUUCGGGAGGGUUCUAUAACACAUCAUGAGUAUAUCCAAGUGGGAAAAGGUCGAGAUGUAGGCAUGAACCAGAUAUCCCUUUUUGAGGCCAAGGUUGCAAUUGGAAAUGGUGAGCAGACACUUAGUCGUGACGUUUAUCGGCUCGGGCAGCGAUUUGACUUCUACAGAAUGCUGUCAUUCUAUUUUACAACUGUUGGUUUCUACUUCAGCAGUAUGGUUACCGUGUUUGCAGUGUAUGUUUUCUUGUAUGGACGGUUGUACAUGGUUAUGAGUGGGUUGGAAAUGGAGAUUCUUCAAAAUCCUAGCAUACGUCAGACAAAGGCCCUUGAAGAGGCCUUGGCCAGCCAGUCUGUCUUUCAGUUAGUGUUAGUACUGAUGCUGCCCAUGUUCAUGGAAACUGGCCUGGAAAAAGGGUUUCAGACUGCCCUCGGUGAUUUUGUCAUUAUGCAGCUGCAGCUAGCCUCCGUGUUUUUCACAUUUCAACUUGGAACAAAGGCUCAUUUUUAUGGUAGAACAAUCCUACAUGGAGGAUCCAGAUAUCGAGCAACGGGUCGCGGGUUUGUUGUUUUUCAUGCAAAAUUCAGUGACAAUUACAGGCUUUAUUCACGAAGUCACUUUGUGAAAGGGCUGGAGCUGUUUAUUCUGUUGAUUGUCUAUGAAGUUUAUAGGGAGUCGUACCGCAAUUCAAAUCUCUACUUGUCCAUCGCUUUCUCCUUGUGGUUUUUGGUUGGUUCAUGGUUGUUUGCACCAUUCAUAUUCAAUCCGUCUGGUUUUGACUGGCAAAAGACUGUAGAUGAUUGGGCAGACUGGAAGAGGUGGAUGGGUAAUCGUGGUGGAAUUGGUAUUCAACCUGAUAAAAGUUGGGAAUUUUGGUGGGAGGAAGAACAGGAACGCCUGAAGAAUACAAACAUAAGGGGAAGAAUCCUCGAGAUAAUACUUGCAUUUCGCUUCUUUAUUUACCAGUAUGGAAUUGUGUACCAUCUUCAUAUAGUUCACCACAGCAAGAAAAUACUGAUUUAUGGACUUUCUUGGGCCGUGUUGCUAACCACUCUGCUAGUUUUAAAGAUGGUAUCCCUGGGAAGACGGAGAUUCAGUGCAGACUUCCCACUCAUGUUUAGGAUCCUGAAAGCACUUCUUUUCCUUGGAUUCGUGUCGGUUAUGACAAUCUUAUUAGUCGUGCAUAGAAUCGUUGUAUCUGAUAUAUUUGCUGCUGUCCUUGCGUUUUUACCUACCUGCUGGGCUCUCAUUCUGAUUGGGCAAGCAUGCAGGCCGUUGCUUAAAGGGUUGGGACUCUGGGAUUCGUUGAAGGAGCUGGCGAGGGCGUACGAAUACACAAUGGGAUUGUUGCUGUUCAUGCCGAUCGCGGUUCUGUCGUGGUUUUCUUUCGUUUCGGAGUUCCAUAACCGCCUCCUCUUCAACCAAUCAUUCAGCGGAGGCCUUCAGAUUUUGAUGGUUUUGGCCGGAAGGAAAGAGAAGACAGCAUAAGGCCCCCUUAUUAGGAUGGGAGCUCUGAUAGCUCACGUCCCUCGCUACUGUCCUUCAGAUGUGAUUUUCCCUGUCCUUGGUGCUGCAUGAACUUGCACAAG
Messenger RNA from Eucalyptus grandis, 1802 nucleotides. Its product is annotated as callose synthase 7-like. NCBI's taxonomy places the organism in Eukaryota, Viridiplantae, Streptophyta, Magnoliopsida, Myrtales, Myrtaceae. Gene Ontology annotation, molecular function: 1,3-beta-D-glucan synthase activity. The transcript is spliced from 7 exons. Gene Ontology annotation, biological process: (1->3)-beta-D-glucan biosynthetic process. The record is from RefSeq and is a predicted model, not a curated record. The coding region runs from base 1 to 1701 and encodes 566 amino acids. Gene Ontology annotation, cellular component: plasma membrane; 1,3-beta-D-glucan synthase complex.